This is a messenger RNA of Nerophis lumbriciformis (worm pipefish), 1773 nucleotides long. Lineage: Eukaryota; Metazoa; Chordata; Actinopteri; Syngnathiformes; Syngnathidae. The record is from RefSeq and is a predicted model, not a curated record.
GUGCGGUGCUCACUGCUGGUCUUUUAGACCUCCGGAUAGGCGGUUGAAACUUACUCAACAGCAACACACUUUCACGGUUAACAUUCAAAUAUUACUAAUUUCUAAAGCCCAGGAGACGGCGGUGGAGUCUAAAGUAGUGCAGUGUCUGAAGGGAUGUGUUAGAACAUGGACGACAACUGCUAUGCCAAGAUGGCGACACGAAGAGAAGACGGAAAAGAGUCAUCGCCGCCAACUACCAGCAACUCAUCAACGGACAAAAAGAGGAACAUUGCAGAUAAAGACGUCCAGCAGCUGAUUGGUCAUGAAGAAGAAGGGAUCUCCACUUUAAGACAGGAGAAUAUCCAUUUCCUUCAAGUUACAGAGGAAAGAGAGGACCUCCAGAUUAGUCAGGAUGUGUGUCUUCUAAAGCUGAAGGAGGCUGAUCCCACCAAGUUGCCGUUGACUGUUGUCUCUGUGAAGACUGAAGACCACGAAGACAAACCCCAAGACCAGAAGCUGACUGGUCAUCAAGGGGAACAUUCCCUUGAGUCCACUUUGAAGCAGGAGAAUCCCGAUUCUCUCCACGUUAAAGAAGAAGAGAAGGAACUCUGGAUCACUCAAGAGCGAGAGUGUCUUCUCGGGCUGGAAGAGGCUGAUCCCGCCAAGUUGCCAUUGACUGUUCUCUCUGUGACUAAAGACAAUGAAGACAAACUACAAGCAGACAACCUCUUAGCUCCACUAUCAGAUAGUGAGGCUGAAGACUUGGUUGGAGAACCUUUAAGCAGCGAUACAGACUUCGAGAGUGAUAUGAGGACUCACACUGACAACAAACACUCUGAAUGCUCUAAAAAUAAGACAGGGAAAAAAGUAUUUAUCUGCUCAGUGUGUGCCAAAAGCUUUGCUCAAAAGGUCUAUUUGACCCGACACAUGAAAAGACACACAAGAGAAAAAGCAUUUAGUUGUUCAGUUUGUGGUAAAAGGUUCGUUGAAAAGAGAAAUAUGGUCAGACACAUGAGAACACAUACAGGAGAAAAACCCUUCAGUUGUUCUGUCUGUGGUAAAAGAUUCGCUCAGAAGGCACAUAUGGUGAAACACAUGAAAAGGCACACGGGAGAAAAACUCUUUAGUUGUUCAGUUUGUGGUAAAAGUUUCUUUGAAAAGAGGGAUAUGGAAAGACACAUGAGAACGCACACAGGAGAAAAACCCUUCAAAUGCUCUUUCUGCAUUAAAAGAUUCACUCAGAAGGGAGCUUUGUUAGCACACGUGAACACGCACACGGGGGGGAAAGUCCACAUUUGUUCAGUUUGUGGGAAAAGAUUCUAUCAUAAUUCAAGUAUGUUAAGACACAUGCACAUGCACACAGGCGACAAACUCUUUGGUUGUGUAGUUUGUGGUAGAAGAUUCCUUUUUAAGUCAGGUGUGGAAACUCACAUGAGAACACACACAGGAGAAAAGCCCUUUAGUUGCUCUGUCUGUAGUAAACGGUUCGCUCAAAAGGGAACUAUGGUAAAACACAUGAGAACGCACACAGGAGAAAAGCUAUUUAUUUGUUCAGUUUGCGGAAAAGGAUUUGCUCAGCAGUCCAUUAUGGUAAAACACAUGAACACGCACACGGGAGAAAAACCCUUUAGUUGUUCAGUUUGCUGUAAAAGAUACGCUGAAAAGAGAGCGCUUGUAACACACAUGAGUAAACACUCGGCACAAUGACCCUUUCGUUGCAGUUUGUUGUUGAAGUUACAAUUGAAGGCACAUCUGACUGAACACAUGCGGAGAAUAAAAUGCUUUCCUCCCUAA